Molecule: messenger RNA, 2577 nt
Organism: Octodon degus (degu)
Lineage: Eukaryota; Metazoa; Chordata; Mammalia; Rodentia; Octodontidae
Gene: Znf664
Product: zinc finger protein 664
Exons: 1
Coding region: 92-877 (261 amino acids)
Biological process (GO): regulation of transcription by RNA polymerase II; central nervous system development
Cellular component (GO): nucleus
Molecular function (GO): DNA-binding transcription factor activity, RNA polymerase II-specific; RNA polymerase II cis-regulatory region sequence-specific DNA binding
Source: RefSeq, a predicted model, not a curated record
CCAAAUAAGAGACUUGAUAAAAUAGCAAGCCUGUAACUGGAGUAGCUGUAAGGAAAUUUUCUCUUCUAAAACACGAUACCAAAUAGGAAAAAUGAUCUACAAGUGCCCCAUGUGUAGGGAAUUUUUCUCUGAGAGAGCAGACCUUUUUAUGCAUCAGAAAAUCCACACAGCUGAGAAGCCCCAUAAAUGUGACAAGUGUGAUAAGGGUUUCUUUCAUAUAUCAGAACUUCAUAUUCAUUGGCGAGACCACACAGGAGAGAAGGUCUAUAAAUGUGAUGAUUGUGGCAAGGAUUUUAGCACUACAACAAAACUCAAUAGACAUAAGAAAAUCCACACAGUGGAGAAGCCCUAUAAGUGUUAUGAGUGUGGCAAAGCCUUCAAUUGGAGCUCCCACCUGCAAAUUCAUAUGCGAGUCCACACAGGUGAAAAGCCCUAUGUCUGUAGUGAAUGUGGCAGGGGCUUCAGUAAUAGUUCAAAUCUUUGCAUGCACCAGAGGGUCCACACAGGUGAGAAACCCUUCAAAUGUGAAGAGUGUGGAAAGGCCUUCAGGCACACCUCCAGCCUCUGCAUGCAUCAGAGGGUCCACACCGGAGAGAAGCCCUAUAAAUGCUACGAGUGUGGGAAAGCCUUCAGCCAGAGCUCCAGCCUCUGCAUUCACCAGAGAGUGCAUACAGGAGAGAAACCUUAUAGGUGUUGUGGGUGUGGGAAAGCCUUCAGCCAGAGCUCCAGCCUCUGCAUCCACCAGAGAGUACACACAGGAGAGAAGCCCUUUAAGUGCGAUGAGUGUGGAAAGGCCUUCAGCCAGAGCACUAGCCUCUGCAUCCAUCAGAGAGUACACACCAAGGAAAGAAACCAUCUCAAGAUAUCAGUUAUAUAAAACGUUUUGCUAGGAGUUAAAAAUCUUAAAACCCUUAAGUGCCACUAGGAAGGAAACCCUGUAAUAUACCUACAUUGACCCAAGAAAAGAUUGACAGCAGUACCCAGCAAAUUGACUUUUUUGAAGAGGCUUAGGUGAGGUUCAUUUUUUGGUUCGUUGAUUUAUGCCAAGUGUGUUCCACAUCUUGAGUUUGAAUGUGGGAGCCAUCUGAGCACGUGCCUGAGUCAGGCUCUUGUGUCCCAGUCACAGACAUGUGCUUCCCAGGAUCCAGCACGAUGCCUCAGUGGUUGAAAUGCUGCCCAAAGCCUGGGAGCAGGGCCUGGCCUCCUGAGCCACCUUCAGCCUGCUGUCCUGAGAAGUGGCCCAGUGCUCCCAUGGGAGCUCCCACCCUUCCUUCCUCUUGAUCUCCUCCUGGUCAGUGCAUUUGAAGAGGGACAGCUCCCACUCUGAGCAUGUUUUGGCAUUUCUGAGGCUGUCAUGUGAUUCAGUUCCAUAGCUUUCCAUAUGUCCCAUUGUUUCAGCACCCACUUUACCUCAUGUCCUCAAAUACCUACCCCUUCCUAGAUGGCAUUCAAUUUGCUUUAGAUUUUAGGUGACUCAUUCCCACUCACUUCGCCUAUCAGAAGUCAUUGGCAGGCAUACAUGCUCUGAAAUUCUAGUUUUGUAGAUUCUGCUAAUCACUGUGUCUCCAUUGUAGACUUAUUUUCUAGUGGCUGCACCACAUAUUUUGAACUUGAAAUUUUUUUAGGGGGGAUAGCUGAAUAAGAAGCAGGAGGAAGAAGCAAGCAGAGUAUGAACUCGUGUCCUCCCAGAAUUGUGCCCUCGAGCUUUCUUUGUAACAUGGGAUGCUCCUUCCGAAUCAGGGGAGACCUUAGCAGAAGGGAUGAUGGGGGAGCCCCUCUGGAUCGUGUCACUGUUCUGACACCGUGGGCAGUUCUGUGGAGGAGUCCUUGGGUUCUGUGCACCAGUUCCUGCUUAGGCAUGAAUGUCUGCUCUCAUUCUGUCAUUCUUGGCAUUCUUCACUCAGCAAAUAUUUAUUGAACACCUGGGUGCCAGGCACUGCUGGGUGCUGGGCAUACCACUGAGUCAGACAAGGUCCCUGCUCUCAUGGAGUUUUAUUUCUGGUGGAGAACACAGAUGAUAAGUAAACAAAUAAUGUAGUUUGAGGUAGUGGUUAAGUACUAUGAAGAAAAUAAACUGGGGUGGUGACGUAGAGGGGGUGGGGGUGGGUGGCAUUAGCUAGGGUCAGGGAGGGCCCUGCCAGGGGCUGCUGGGCUGGCCAUGCAGUGCCUGGUGCCAGCUGCCCUGCAGGUGCUGCUUGCCGGGGGGACAGGAGGAUGGCUAGGCGUCAGGUAUGGGGCUGAGUAACCAUGCGGUAGCCUGACUGCUGUGGGCCUGUUUGGGGUUUUCUGUUUUGUUUUUACUAGAUUGGUAUUAAAAACUCUAUGGGGAAACUCAAGGAAUGUUUAGAAGACCAAAAGUCCCCAAUGACGUGAACAAAAGCAACCAGUUUUCCCCUUCGUUUUGCUUCUCAUUCCUGUUUUAUUGAUUUCCCACUUGCAGCCCUCACGCUCAGGAAGUCUUGGGGAAACUAAGGAUCUGUGAAGCUCUGAAAUGGGUGGUCAGGUUGGUAGUGUCUGUCCGCUGUCUCAGGCGGGUAACGAAUUUCUCAAAAUAAUUACCAAAAUACGGAAACUACA